AUGGAUGUCCUUCCAAGCCCUGUAUGGGGUGCAGUGCACUCUGUGGCCAUCCCGGGCUCCAGCCUUCAUCAUUCAGUCAUCAUGGCCACGGCUACUAUGUCGCUGCCGCCCUCUCAUGCUCAUCCGGCUACGAGGAUCUUUGUGGAUAGCCAGCCGCGUGUGGCCCACAGAGGGUCGUAUGUGGUCAACCCCGCAUGCAGGCCGGUCACGAGCGUGGCAGCAGAGAGUGGCAGGCCUCCUCCUCCUGCUGUCAAUGAGAGCCACAGGUUGCUGGCAACCCCUUCAUUGGGAAGCAGGCCAAUCGAGCCGCAGAACGCGAGGGAAGUUGGUCCCUCCAAAAGUUCUUACCCUCGCGUGUCUUACCGCUCUACGACGCAUGGUCAAUGGAUAAAUGCGCGAGUGGUCGCAGCCGAUCCGCAAAUAGGGGCCGUGCAGAUCGACAAGAAGCCAGGAAUAUGGAUACCAGCCGAAGAUUCUCGAAUAAGGAUCGGCCAUAGUGCAUCCUUCCAAGCUGCCAAGGAGGCACGGAUUGUGACCCUGCCGGUGCCGAGUGUGGCGUCGUCGGUGCAGAACACGGACCCUCCGAAGGAGGCCUCGGUGGCCAGCACCAACGGCAUGUCCCGUGUAGUUCAGCCAGAAGCCAAGUCUGCUGUGAGAUUCCCGGCACCUCGGAUUCUUGGUGGCGUGAACGGCGUGAGCCAAGACAAAGCAUAUCCGCCGACCGAGGAUCUGUCUGGCCAUCCGCCCCAGCCGGCAGGUGCGGUGCCUAGUGAGGCACCCAAGGUGAUCAUCGGUGGGCUUACCUACCCUGAUAGCCAUUGCCCCUCCACGUCUUCCUCUUCGCCGCGGAAGACGUCGAAGUCCUCACCGCAGCGUGCUCGAAUCAUCGUGCACACUGCUGCAGAGGAAAGCCCCAGUCCAGAGCGAACACCGCAGGGCAAAUCCUGGUUCAAAUGCCCGGAAUGUGGCACAAUGGUGGCGAGCAUUGAGGAGGCAGUUGUCCAUUGCGAAGCGACCACAAGCCCCCUCAGAGGUGAAUCUGGGCAUGAUUCUGACCCUCCGAAGGAUGGUUGUUCAGGCCUACCUCAAGGAGACGCCAUAGCCUAUGAUGAGUUCGGCCGACCCUUGAUCAUGCGGGUCAAAGACCCCGAGACGAGCCAAAACCGAACCCUAGUGAGAAAAGACAGUGGGGACUACAAAGUCUUUGAUGACGAAGCUGUCGACACCCUUCUGAACUCGAUCACCGAAGACGUGUCCAAAUAUCUCGACGACCUCUCCACAACGGAGUUGCGUGGGCUGGUCCACGAGGUGGGCCAGCGGCUGCUGGAAAACUCCCAGCUUUAUCAUAGCCGUCUCUCGGAGCUAGAGAAGCUGGGAGAGAAGGCCAACUUCAUGUUCUUUGGCCUCGAUAGCGAUGCAAGCGAACGGGAUCUCGACAAUGCGUAUCGCAGGUUGGCCAAGCAAAUGCAUCCCGACAAAAACGGCGGAACGGAGGAGGCCAAGAAGCGGUUUCAGGGGAUGAAGGAAAGAUACGAAGCUUUGAAAAAGCGCUUGGCCGGGGACACUGGUGAUGCGGAUGAGUCUGGCAAGGCGAAGGAUGAAGGCGACGACGCUGCUCCGGACAAUGAGAAUGGCAAGGAGAAGGAGGAGAAGGGUGACGGCAAGUCGAUUGAGUACGAUCCCGGGGACAAGGACUCCAUGGUGCACACUGUCUCAAAGAUGGCCGGCCAGCUGAAGAACAUCGAGAUCCAAAUGAGCGUCUUGAUGAAGGAGCUAACACGGGUGAAGUCGCAGGUGCCCUGA
Messenger RNA from Symbiodinium natans, 1803 nucleotides. NCBI's taxonomy places the organism in Eukaryota, Dinophyceae, Suessiales, Symbiodiniaceae. The record is from the annotation of a GenBank genome assembly.